AUGUCUACAAUGCAACAGCUCACUCGCCUGCCAUUCAAAGGCAUCCUACUUUCGCGAGGUUGGGUCCAACCGCAUACCCCCCUUCUCCGAAUACAUCUUCUCCGAAGUUGCCGACCAACGGCAACAUCAAAAUUUUCUACAUAUCCACUACGGUUUAAUUCAAAGACCCCCAACGAUACAUCUUCAUCCGGGGUCGGCUCCGAUCCAAACAAUGAUCCGUAUCGAACUCCGCCCGUGAGCCUGGAAUCCCUCGGUAUUGGGAAGAAUAUGAAAAUCGUCUUGCUCGUUGUACUCUCUGUCCUUGGAACUAUUGAGAUGUGGUUUUGGUGCAAGGCUAUCUGGACUUGGUGGAAGGGAGGCGAGAAGAACGAAAACGUCGAACAAGGCUGCAAAUGA
Molecule: messenger RNA, 396 nt
Organism: Trichophyton rubrum CBS 118892
Lineage: Eukaryota; Fungi; Ascomycota; Eurotiomycetes; Onygenales; Arthrodermataceae
Exons: 1
Coding region: 1-396 (131 amino acids)
Source: RefSeq, a predicted model, not a curated record